Messenger RNA from Loxodonta africana (African savanna elephant), 1315 nucleotides. RefSeq names its product actin-related protein T2-like. The record is from RefSeq and is a predicted model, not a curated record. NCBI's taxonomy places the organism in Eukaryota, Metazoa, Chordata, Mammalia, Proboscidea, Elephantidae. The transcript has a single exon. Gene Ontology annotation, cellular component: nucleus. Gene Ontology annotation, biological process: regulation of DNA-templated transcription. Gene Ontology annotation, molecular function: chromatin binding. Bases 182 to 1315 code for a protein of 377 amino acids.
UUCAUGGGCUGAGGAUGGGGUAUUCUUGAUGAUUGGGCACAGCCUGCUAGAUCCACCAGGAAGACAAAUUAAGGACUGUAGAAUCCUGUGGCUUUGAGCUUUCAAAGUGGGUCUUGUGUGACAAAGUGGCCCAAGUUUUCUGUCUUUAUUUUGGUGAAGCUCAGAAGAAACUGCUGUAGACAUGUUUAGUCGACUUCAAUUAGACACUCCAGCUGUGAUUUUUGACAAUGGGACUGGACUGUGCAAAGCAGGCUUCUCUGGAGAGACUGGACCCCGUCAUGUCAUCAGCUCUGUCGUUGGACAUCAGAAAUCGGACUUGUAUUUAGCUGAACCUGAUGAGAAGAUGUACUAUGUGGGGGAAGAUGCCCUGUCCAAGUAUGAUGCCCUAUACCUUCACUACCCCAUUGAGCGUGGCCUCAUCCUGGGUUGGGAUGACAUGGAGAGGAUCUGGCAGCACCUUUUUGAGUGCGAGCUGCAUGUGAAACCCAGUGCCCACCCUGUGCUCAUGACUGAGCCCUCCUUGAACCCAAGGAAGCUUCGUGAAAAGACGGCGGAGGUGAUGUUUGAGGCCUUCAACGUGCCUGCCUUCUAUCUGUGUAACCAGGCGGUCUUAUCACUCUAUGCCUCUGCCAGCGUCACGGGCCUGGUGGUUGAAAGUGGGGAUGGGAUCACUUGCACUGUCCCUGUCUUCGAUGGUUACGCCCAGGCUCAUGCCAUCAGCAGGCUAUAUGUGGCAGGAAGGGACCUCACAGAACACCUCACCCAGCUCCUCCUGGCCAGCGGGCGUACCUACCCCUUCAUACUCAACAGGGGCUUGGUGGGCGACAUCAAAGAGAAGCUGUGCUACGUGGCUUUCGAUACAGAGAAGGAGCUAAGCAAGAGGCCAGAGGAGGUUUUGAAAGAAUACAAAUUGCCAGAUGGAACUGUCAUUUGCAUUGGCGAACAGCUGUACCAGGUGCCUGAAGUCCUCUUUGCACCUGACCAGCUGGGCAUCCACAGCCCCGGGCUCUCGAAAAUGGUUGCCAGCAGUAUCCUGAAGUGCGACAUCGGCAUCCAGAUGACACUUUUUGGGGAGAUUGUGCUGGUUGGGGGCACUACUCUACUCCCUGGCUUUGAGGAACGCCUCUUGAAAGAGCUAGAACUGCUGACUUCCAAAAGGGCCUCCAUCAAGAUCAGGGCUCCUCUCGACAGAUGUUUCUGUGGCUGGAUCGGCGGAUCCAUCAUCACCACUCUAAGUACUUUCAGGCGGAUGUGGGUCACCUCUGCUGAUUUCAAGGAAUUUGGGCCAUCAGUGGUCCAGAGAAGAUGCAUUUAG